Maylandia zebra (zebra mbuna) is the source of this 502-nucleotide messenger RNA. RefSeq names its product cyclin dependent kinase inhibitor 1Ca (gene cdkn1ca). The record is from RefSeq and is a predicted model, not a curated record. Gene Ontology annotation, cellular component: nucleus. Lineage: Eukaryota; Metazoa; Chordata; Actinopteri; Cichliformes; Cichlidae. Gene Ontology annotation, biological process: negative regulation of cyclin-dependent protein serine/threonine kinase activity; negative regulation of mitotic cell cycle. Gene Ontology annotation, molecular function: cyclin-dependent protein serine/threonine kinase inhibitor activity.
CAAAAACUUAACCAUUUGAAGGAUGGAGCCCACCAGGCGCAGGGAGUCUGUUUGCAGGAGCUUGUUUGGCCCGGUGGACCACAGCCAGCUGCGCCGGGACUUGAAGCUGAAGCUUAAGGAGAUCAUUGAGCAGGACAGGCGGCGCUGGAAUUUUAACUUCGAGUGUGAAACCCCGCUGCCCGGCCGGUUUCAGUGGGAGGAAGCCGCACGGCCGAAGGACGCUGCCCACCGUUCAGGUGGGGACAGGCCGAGCGACGGCGAAGACGGCGCAGGGACCGACCAGGAGAACUGCUCCAACAUCACCAACAAGCGCAAGAGUCCCACUGAAGGCUCUCCAAACCGGCAGCCAGUCUCAAAGACAAUGCACGGAUCACAGAUUAUUUCGCAAAGAGAAGGAGGACAACAACAAGAGCCAAGAGCAUCCCGAAUCAUUUUCACGUCGGUUCUAAUGAAGCAGCUCUGCGCAAGACUUUAAGAUGAACAUGCAGCUGAAAAUGACUAU